Molecule: messenger RNA, 1364 nt
Organism: Acomys russatus (golden spiny mouse)
Lineage: Eukaryota; Metazoa; Chordata; Mammalia; Rodentia; Muridae
Gene: Pla2g5
Product: phospholipase A2 group V
Exons: 6
Coding region: 698-1111 (137 amino acids)
Biological process (GO): negative regulation of T cell proliferation; lipid catabolic process; phospholipid metabolic process
Molecular function (GO): phospholipid binding; calcium ion binding
Source: RefSeq, a predicted model, not a curated record
GGAAACAAGCUGGGGUGUAAGGAUUCAGCUGUGAGUGAGUCAGAUGUCAACAGCUGGACUAGGGAGGUGGCAUCUUGCAAUGUCCCCAGAGGGGGCUUUCCAGGCUCCUGAGAAAUUUGGGGGCUGGCAAGUAAGAAAGGGGAGGAAGAAAGUAGGGUUGUGAGAACCACUCUGCUGUUUUCCAGCGGUUGCUCCUUGAGCUGAGGCCGAAGAAGACAGAACAAGACAGAAGCAGUUGCUGUGGGCUGGGAAACCACAAGCAACCAAAGAUUGGACCAUUCCACAAAGGCCCACUAUAGCACAGGAAGUGAGGCUGUGCCUGGGAGAGGAUUGGGCUCCGUCUCUGGUGAGGGAAUAGUCUCGGGGCACCCAACCCAGGUCAGCAGCUCAAGCCGGCCCCUUCUGGACAUCUCUCCUGAGAGCUCCCCAGCCCUGAGGCCUGUAUCAAGAGUCUUAGAGAGGGAAAAACAACAGGGGGUCUCGCAGUGAGGCUCCUGACUUCCUAGGAAUCUUGUAGGCGGCCCAGCCAGUGGUGUGGGAGGCGGGCGACAGGACGGGUUUAAAACCACGCAGGCCCUGCUGCAGCCUCUUCUCCAGGACUGAGGACAGAGGAGAGCAACUCGGGGAAUUCCACGGAUCAAGCCCUGGAGGCUUUGCUUCUUGUCUCGUCUUUUCCGGCUGGAGCAGAACCCAAGAGAUGAAGGGCCUCCUCACGCUAACUUGGUUCCUGGCUUGCAGUGUGCCUGCAGUGCGAGGGGGCUUGCUAGAACUGAAGUCCAUGAUUGAGAAAGUGACUGGGAAGAAUGCCCUAAAGAAUUAUGGCUUCUAUGGCUGCUACUGUGGCUUGGGCGGCAGAGGGACCCCAAAGGAUGGCACUGAUUGGUGCUGUUUUAUGCAUGACAACUGUUAUGGGGAAUUGGAAGAGAAAAACUGUAACAUCCGGACCCAGCCCUAUGACUUCAGAUUCACGCGCGGCCUAGUCAUCUGCGAACAGGGGUCCUUCUGUCCAACGAGGCUUUGUGCCUGUGACCGGAAGCUGGUCUACUGCCUGCGGAGGAACCUCUGGAGCUACAACCCUGAUUACCAGUACUACCCCAACUUCCUCUGCUAAUGCCGUCUGAGGGCUCUGCCCUGGGAGAGCCUCCCACAGUGGAGGUCCUCCCUCAGCUGCAUUCCUGGUGUAUCCCCCAAGGCCUUGGAUCUGUCUUCCUCUGUCCUCCACUGGGCUGGACAGAGCCCUAGGGCUACACCUUUCCCUCCAGAGUCCUAGAGAGGGACUCCAACCUUGACUUGGCAAACCCCCAGCAUGGCUGAGCCUGCACCUGUGAAGCUGCCUCUGGGCCACGGAGCUCCCCCAGCUCCAG